This is a messenger RNA of Solea senegalensis (Senegalese sole), 611 nucleotides long. RefSeq names its product cilia- and flagella-associated protein 206-like. The record is from RefSeq and is a predicted model, not a curated record. NCBI's taxonomy places the organism in Eukaryota, Metazoa, Chordata, Actinopteri, Pleuronectiformes, Soleidae. Gene Ontology annotation, cellular component: ciliary basal body; axoneme. The coding region runs from base 111 to 611 and encodes 166 amino acids. The transcript has 2 exons. Gene Ontology annotation, biological process: regulation of flagellated sperm motility; sperm axoneme assembly; regulation of cilium beat frequency.
AAAUGUUGAUGUUUUAGAUUGUUAAAUAUAAAUGUUGAUAUUCAUAUGAGGACCAGCAUGUUCCUACAGGAGCCCUCAGUGGACAAACUAAAGGUUUCUUCAUCCUCACCAUGGACUUUGAGAUCAGACCGUUUCCCAAGAAGACCACGGCUAGAGUGGCCCCGCCCAGAGUGGCCAGAGACCUUACCAGAAACACCACGACCACCAAUGCUGUGGUCAAAAAGGCCCCGCCCUUACACUGCUCCCACGUCUGUCAUGACUGUCUGCCGCCAAAGCCCGUCCUGAAGAAUGAGAGCGGGACGCAGACACUCGUCCAUGUGGUGGACACGAACGUGGACAAGACGUACGAGUGGAACGAGUGGGAGCUGCGACGGAAAGCUCUGCAGCUGGCUAACAUCCGCUCGAGGGCCACGCACUCCACGCAGACGCACCACAGUCACAUGAGACGAGACAACGCCACACAGACGUGGCUGCGCAGGGACGCCGUCAGUCAGAGCCGGAGACACGGACACAGCAACGUCCCCAAACCUCACGUCUUCCUGGACGGACUGAGAGGACAGACACGAUCACAUGUGGUCAAAGUGGACCUGACCCGGCCAGUGGACGAGUAA